AGCUUUGCCAAGAGGGCAACUAAAGUUGUAGCUUAUUGGCACGACACUCUCUAUUGUUAUCGAUAGUCAUAUGUGGCCCAAGCUGCAAGCCCAUCUCUAGUCUAGACCAACCACCUCAAUCUUUCAUGAAAAUUAUUUUGAAUAUGAACAUACGGUUGUAAAAAACAUGUUGCGCCAGUAAAACUAAAACUAAAUAAGAAAAGUUCAGUUAGGAAAGAUUUGCCAAGCGUGUUGACAGCAUGGAGGAAAGUGACGAGCAAGUGUUCAGCUGUAUUGACGAGGCAAAUGCCAUUAUAAACGACGUUAAGGCGCAUGUGGCUGAAAUUGCCAUUUCUUCCAAGCUGGCCAGCAGUGCCACGCAGAUCUAUCUGAACAUUCGGACCAUAGAGAGCGCCACCUGCUGUGUGCAGGUGACAAGUCGGGGCUUCAAGAUUGUUUCCUCGCAGUACGACACCAUUGAUGAAGGCAAGGCACAACCAGUUGCGUCUGUCGAGAAUAGUGAGACGGAAGCUGCGGAGGAGGAGGAGAUAUUUGAAACCCCAUAUGCAUUGUUGGACAAAAUCAGUCCACGCUAUGUGGAGUCGUUUGGCAAUAAGCUCUGCCAGCAGUUGCGUCAACUGCAGCAAAUGCGAACUGAAUUCCAUGAAGAAGACGAGGAGGAGGAGUAAGAGUAUAAUAACUGAACAAGGGGUGCCCCGACGAGCAACUACAACCUGAGGCUGUACUCAUUAAACACAAGAUUUUAAUGUUAGUUUAUUUAUGUAUUUGUAUGUACUUGUGACCACAAAAGUAUUUCGGAUCGCGUAGCAACCCAAAAUCGAACCACU
Drosophila busckii is the source of this 827-nucleotide messenger RNA. RefSeq names its product GSK3-beta interaction protein. NCBI's taxonomy places the organism in Eukaryota, Metazoa, Arthropoda, Insecta, Diptera, Drosophilidae. The record is from RefSeq and is a predicted model, not a curated record. Gene Ontology annotation, molecular function: kinase regulator activity; protein kinase A binding. Gene Ontology annotation, biological process: regulation of canonical Wnt signaling pathway. Gene Ontology annotation, cellular component: cytoplasm. The transcript has a single exon. The coding region runs from base 240 to 668 and encodes 142 amino acids.